CGUGGAUUAAAUAAACGUUUUCCACUCCUCUCCCUUCAGAGAUUUUCGUGGAAGGUCUUGGCUCUGGCAGUGGAGUUGGAGGGCUGGGUCCUGGGCGAUGACGCGUCCGCGCCCCACUGAUUGGAGCCCGCCCGGCCUUCGGCGCCCGACGGGCUGUCAGGGAGUAUAAAGCAUCCUCCGAGCUGUGCCCUCUCCGCAAACGUGACCUAGAGAAAGUCAAGCCUCACCGACUGAGAAGCCAUGACAUGCCGGGACGCACUUUGCGACGGGCGCUCCAGGAGCAGGGUGCUGGUGCCAGGCAGCUCCCCCAGCGGCUUGCGCCCCCGCGGGUUCGCCAUUACGGAUCUUCUGGGCCUGGAAGCUGAGGUGCCCGCGCCUGCCGGCCCCGGGCCAGGAUCUGGCUGCGAGUCCUCCGUGGCCGCACCCUGUACGGGUUCGGGUCUCGCGGGCUCCUGCAUGGCGCGCGGGGCCCUCCCAUUGGGGCUCGGCCUUCUAUGCGGCUUCGGCGCACAGCCACCCGCGGCCCCUCGGGCGCCUUGCCUGCUCAUGGCCGACGUGCCGUUCCUGCCACCCGGGGCGCCUGAAAUCGCUGCCCCGCAAGCCCCUGGUCGCCCGCCGCCCCCUCUCGGCAGCCAGAAGAGCAGCGAGAGCGUCUCGACGUCCGAUGAGGACAGCCCAUCUGAAGAUAGGAGUGACCUGAAGGUGUCCCCCACCCUUGGCAAGAGAAAGAAGCGGCGACACAGGACUGUUUUCACCGCCCACCAACUGGAAGAGCUGGAGAAGGCAUUCAGCGAGGCCCACUACCCUGAUGUGUAUGCCCGGGAAAUGCUGGCUGUGAAAACUGAGCUCCCUGAAGACAGAAUACAGGUCUGGUUUCAAAACCGGAGGGCCAAGUGGCGGAAGCGGGAGAAGCGCUGGGGUGGCAGCAGCGUGAUGGCGGAGUAUGGGCUCUAUGGGGCCAUGGUGAGACACUGCAUCCCACUGCCAGACUCUGUCCUCAACUCCACCGAGGGUGGCCUGGUUGGUUCCUGUGCACCAUGGCUUCUGGGGAUGCAUAAAAAAUCCACAGGGAUGAUAAGGAAACCAGGAAGUGAAGAAAAGCUGACGGGACUCUGGGACUCAGACCAACUCCAGGAAGGUUCUAGCUCAAGGCAGACAGGAUCCCAGAGAAGCUCAGAUGAAGCCAGCCCUGAGAAUGGCUUGGAAGAUAUGGCCAUUGAUCUCUCCAGCUCUGCCCGGCAGGAGACCAAGAAAGUACACCAGGGCACCAAUGCUAGAGGAUGCUCAGACUCCUCAGGGCUGGAGGGGCUCCAGCCAGGGAAGGUGGGAGCCUGAUGAGGCCCACAGGCCCUACCCUCAAAGGCUGGCAAGUUCAUCUCUUAUGGCAUUUUCCACAAGAUAACAGUUGUCUAAGACAAGGACUCUCAGCUGGAUUUUCUUUUUCCAGUGUCAGGAUAAAAUGUAAUGCCACUUGCUUUAAGAAGACAAAUGGAUACCUUAGGGAAAGCCCAUUUCACCCUAGAAUGGAAACCAUUCCUUAAAGGCAGUGAAUUUUAUGUAAAAUUUUACUUCUUUUUUGUAGAACUUGAGAAGGGAGGAUUUAAAGUUCAAAAAGUGUAUUCACUGCUGGGCCUCAUUUGAGAUUUGGUUCAAUAUACUGUGUAAAUUAAUAGGUGGUCUGAUGUCCUCCAUCUGAAUUUGAAAAUAUAAAUUUAUUUAAUCUCCAGAGAAUCAGAUGUCUUUAUAAAUAGCAAAGACCCCAUACAGACAUAUGAAUGAAUUAUAGUAUCUUUACCUUGAACUUGGCUUUGGACAUUUCACUUUUCUCAUUAAGCAAUACUUUGUAUUAUCCUGAGUGUCAUUUGAUAGGCUGUGCAUAUCAGAACUCAUAAACAAGAAAGCAACCCAUACUUUCCCUUCCCUUCUGAAAUAGCAUGGGACUGUGUUUAAUAUCUAUAAACAGUGUUUUAAGGUCAGACAAAGCUUCUCGGUCUUUUAAAAUUUAUGUUUGAAAGCACUUUAGCAACUUGGAUUUCAUGAAUGUUUUGUUUCCUGUAUUUCCGUUGCAAUUUAUUUAUUAUUUAAGAAUAAACAUUGUGUGGUGUG
Leopardus geoffroyi (Geoffroy's cat) is the source of this 2106-nucleotide messenger RNA. RefSeq names its product visual system homeobox 1 (gene VSX1). NCBI's taxonomy places the organism in Eukaryota, Metazoa, Chordata, Mammalia, Carnivora, Felidae. The record is from RefSeq and is a predicted model, not a curated record. Gene Ontology annotation, biological process: regulation of transcription by RNA polymerase II. Gene Ontology annotation, molecular function: transcription cis-regulatory region binding; DNA-binding transcription factor activity, RNA polymerase II-specific. Gene Ontology annotation, cellular component: nucleus. The coding region runs from base 241 to 1335 and encodes 364 amino acids. The transcript has 6 exons.